AUGGAUCAUGUAUCAAAUGUUAUUUGUGGCGGUAUAGCUGGAAUAGUAUCCGACUUGUUGUUAUAUCCAUUAGAUACUCUUAAGACUAGAAGUCAGGUAAAUAAGGACAUUUUAUUCCAAAGUAAAGCUAAAGCAACAUACAUACCCCAAAAAUUAAUUAAAAAACGGAAUAUUAAAACUAAUUCAUUAUAUUCUGGCCUAUUUAUUUUACUGAGUGGCGAUUUACCAUCCUCAGCAGCAUUCUACGGAGUAUAUGAGCUUACCAAAGAUAUUCUUAAUGCUAACAAAGAAACGAAGAAACCUUUAAUUCCAUUACCUUGUAUAUAUUUUAUGGGAUCUUCAUUUGGCCAAAUUACAAGCCUAAUUAUACGUAACCCUUUCGAAGUAGUGAAACAGCAACUACAGGCUGGGUUGUAUAGUGGUACAGGAGAAGCAUUUUAUAAUAUUUAUCGCCUUCAGGGAAUUAGGGGCCUCUAUGCAGGCUUUUUCUCAACACUCAUUCGAGAAAUUCCUUUCGAUGGCAUACAAUUUGUAUUAUGGGAGAAGUUUAAAUCAUUACACUACUCAUAUAGAUUAUCGCAUUAUAUAAGUGAUAAAGGAAACUUAAAUAUAUCCUCUGGAAAUGUAAUUGUAUCGGCACUCAGUGGCUCCUUCGCAGGUGGUGUAGCUGGAGCUAUAACGAAUCCUCUCGAUGUCGUAAAAACUCGUAUGAUGACACAGGGAGAGAAAAAAAUGUAUAAAAGUACAUGGGAUUGUCUAACCAAAAUAGCAGUUGACGAAGGAACGAGUUCACUAUUUAAAGGUCUGGGACUGAGGGUGACGUGGCUCACCCUCGGUGGGUUCGUAUUCUUCGCAGUGUUGGAAGCGGGAAAAGUUACCGUCAAACCUAUACUCAUUAAGGACUAUAAAUUACACUAA
Molecule: messenger RNA, 918 nt
Organism: Theileria annulata
Lineage: Eukaryota; Apicomplexa; Aconoidasida; Piroplasmida; Theileriidae
Product: mitochondrial carrier, putative
Exons: 7
Coding region: 1-918 (305 amino acids)
Biological process (GO): transmembrane transport
Cellular component (GO): mitochondrial inner membrane
Molecular function (GO): S-adenosyl-L-methionine transmembrane transporter activity
Source: RefSeq, a predicted model, not a curated record